AUGUUCGGAUUUAUUAGCGUUGGCUUCGCGAAAGGGCGAAGUAAUGGUCAAAAGAAAUAUGUGGAAGCGAUGUUGGAAGAAUUUUUUCAGCUGAAUUUAUCGGAGGUGACCGCUUUCCCUGAAAGUCAAUGCACCAAACCAGCUUGUGUGGAGUCGAUGACGUGGUCACCGGACGGCGCAGUACUCGCCGUGGCUAUGAAUGAUGGUCACUUUCACUUGAUUGAAGCGGAACAAGGCGUCGUUAGAUGGUCAAGAAAGCUUGGUCAAAACUCUCGUGCUCAACAAAUGCGAUGGUUUUGGAGUGGUGAACCUCCAGGUGCUAAAUCUCGUCUUAAAUGUGAUUGGCCACUCGAAGAUGAGAUGAAGGCAGUGGCGAGUAUUUUUGGCAACGGUGACGCUGUCGAUGAGCGUCUUGGCAAAAGCUUAUUGUACGAAAUUCUGUAUUUGAAGUCACUGAGGGGCACCAUUCUGUUUAUGAUACGUGAUGAUUACGUCGUAUUGGCUCUGGCUGGUGGGAUUUUACCUCUUUGUGAAAUACGACUAAUGGAGAAGCUGGCACAUCUGAAGCUGGACGUAAUCAACAUAUACGACGUGUUGUAUACUCAUCGAGAUGGGUUGACCCUAGCUGUGACCGACUAUGGACCCCGCCCCAAACUUGAUGAAGUUGACCGUGACCCAAUUUUCACUCGAAGUUCAGCUCGCUUGUCUGGUGAAAUGGUUGCAGACCUCCAUAGAGGAGAAAGUAUUCACAGUGAAAAAAAAUUUGGCUCACCUUCGUUCAUGGCUGACGCUAUAAACUGUCCUCAUACCCAUCUUAUUAAUCUUGACUUCAAGCUAGAAAACGAGGAACUUUUAUGGGAACUUCUUUUGAGGUACCUGAAAAUGUAUCACUGCCUAGUCCAUUUGACCUAUUCGAUGGAAUUUGCGAAGAGGGAUUGGGAGUCGGAAAGCAAGGCAAGUGUUAUGUAUUUUCAGAUUUUUGCAAACCGCUUGAACAGUACACCGCAUGAUCUGCGACUCGGUGAUGCGUUGCUGAAUAGCCUAUUGGGCGGAGCUCCUGGCCCGCUGGCGGAAAGGUGGCUCGAAAGAACAUUAGGAGCGGCUGGAAUCCAGUCGAUGCGCGAAUUCGUUGAGAAACGAUUCAGUGGACUGGUGGCAAUGUUGCGUGGCCCGCUGUCAGCAGCAGCCAGAUCGCUUGCCUUCCAGAUGGAUCAGUAUCGCGAGCUGGUCAAAGAGUUGCAGGACGCCAACACAAAUUAUGAAACUUUGGCUCUGCCUUCGUGGAAUGUGACUAGUCGGCCCAGCGAAUUCCUUUCAACAGCUAGCUCGGCCCGAAUCCCGGAUGUGACUGCGGAUCAUGUAUUCGACGCGCUGGAUUCGCCCACCUCACGGCUCAUCCUUGAUCGGUUGCAUUCUGGAGGGAUCAGAAUACAAGCAAAAUGCGAGGAGAUGACCCAAGCGGCUGCCGGUAAUUUACGGGAGCUGUCUCAACUUGUACGGUGGAUGUCAUUAUUGACACCGUUGCUGAAGAAUACGAAACGUCCUGCUCAAGUUAUGGAACAGAACUCUAAAUGGGAUGUGGCGACUUUGCUGAAGUACAUCGUUCAAACAUUCACCACGGAUGGCGAUGAACGCGAGCUGCUGAGCCUGUCACUUUUCAAAAUAGAGGAGGUUCUGAAGGAAUUACGAGCCGAGGAGACCAAAGAGCAUUACUCACACGAUGAAAUGAUUCGAGUUCUUGUAGAAGAAGGUGCUUUGAAAAGGCCUGAGGAUGAUCGUACGCUAAGCGAGUUGCUGUCUUCUGCUCGCAAGUGUCCUGGCUCCGUAGCGGAUUCUCCGAUGUGUGGACCAUCGGACACAUCGACGCCGCGCGCAAAUCCACCUCAACGUCAGGUUCAGAACGAGUUUGUUCUCGACAAGGGAUUGGAUAAGGAAACUCGGAAGCUGUUGGGCGAUCGGUUUGGACUGGAAGGAGUGAAGGAUGUGGUCAGUUUGGAAGACAAAACCCUGCUCGAUUUGGUAAAUGAAGUGACUCGUUGCAAGCCGCGAGUUCGAGUGGUCAGAGCGACGCCAAUAAAUGGAUGUACGAGCUCGCGUCGGACGCAUCGCAUUGCGGGCUUCGAUUCGGUCCGACUGUCGGUGUUCAGAUGGUCCGACACCAAGGACAUGGACGUCUAUGAACGAAAGUUGCUGAACGUCAAAGGCAAGGAUUUAGAGAAGUUUGCAUGGUGGAACAAAAAGUAUCAAAUAAAAUACCACGUCGUCCCAGGCGAGCCAGCAAGGUCGUUACAUCUUAUUCCUUCCGCGAGCCUGAUCAAGGCGCGAUUUGUGCGAGCACAAUCUGUCGUGAUGGCCUCGCAUGUGAGUGCCUACUGCCUCGUGGAGUCGGAAAGCUUGCGAGCCGGAGUUCAGCCAGAGAUGACCGUCUCAGUACCCAUGCAACCAGGAGCGACCUUCAAAUCAGAGGCUGGCGAGAUGAACCGUCUGAUGCGGAAGCAUCCCAUGAUGGAGGCGUGGUUUGUGCAUAGCGGAUUGACGUCAGAAGCAUCCGAUUCGGCGAGCCUGUCAGCAGAUCGCCAACAAGGCUGCAUUGUUUCAGAAGAAGGCUCCCGGGUAGCGCUGUUUCGCGUCCAGAAUUCACCAGCGGACGAGCAGCCACAGUCGCUGCUGACUGAAGCUCCGGUUCAUCGCCCAGCUCUUCAACUGCUCACACAUCACACUCGAUAG
Molecule: messenger RNA, 2727 nt
Organism: Ostertagia ostertagi
Lineage: Eukaryota; Metazoa; Nematoda; Chromadorea; Rhabditida; Trichostrongylidae
Source: the annotation of a GenBank genome assembly